AUGUUUUUCUCUAAAUCAACCCUUCUCUCAGCUGUGGCCAUGCUCGCGAUGUCACCACCGCAUACGACUGGACACAUGAUCAUGAAGGAGCCCAUUCCUUUUGGCGAACAAACCAAAAACCCUCUCGCAGAGAAUGGCGCCGACUUCCCCUGCAAAGGCAUUCCUUACACCGUCAAUUCUAUGAAUGAAUGGCCCGUCGGCUCCACCCAAAAGCUGGCAUUUGUCGGCACCGCAACCCACGGCGGCGGUAGCUGUCAGGUCAGCGUCACGACUGACAAGGAACCCACCAAGGCCUCCAAAUGGAAGGUCAUUCAUUCCUUCGAGGGCGGCUGUGUAAACUCGUUCCCUGGCAAUCUCCCAGAGGCUGGCUCUGACUCCGACACUACCUUCCCAUUCGAGGUUCCUAAGGAGUUGCCUAAUGGCGAAUUGACAAUGGCGUGGACGUGGUUUAACCAUAUUGGAAAUCGAGAAAUGUACAUGGCUUGCGGCCCGGUUACGGUCUCUGGCGGUGCAUCAGAUACGAAAGAGUUCGAUGCGCUUCCUGAUAUGGCUGUUGCCAACAUCAACGCUCCUGGAUCCUGUGGCAAGACCCCGGAGGGCUUUGACUACACCUUUGCAAACCCAGGCAAUUAUGUGACCAAAGGUGGUAGCUCGGCCUUCAAGCCCCUCUGCGCAAACCAGGCUUCUGGCGGUGACGGUAGUAGCGGUGCUCCAGCUCCGCCAGCGGCAUCUCCAGUCGCACCUCCAACUGCUCCCUCCGCCGCACCACCCGUUUCCCAAGCCCCAUCCGCGCCCUCCUCCAUCGCCCAAACCUCCACCUUCCGCACCAUCGUCAUCGUCACCGCCCCCGUGGCCUCACCCCCAACCACCCAAGGCGGCAGCGCCCCCACCCCGUCCGCUACCCCUGCGCCCGCCCCCAAGCCUACGCCUCCCACUCCCAAGGUCCCCGCUCCGGCUGGAAACAGCACCGGUACCGCGUGCUCACCCGAUGGCGCCAUUGUGUGCUCUGCCGACGGCACGCAAUUCGCCGUCUGCAACUUCGGCGCUGCCGUCUUACAGCCCGUUGCGGGCGGUACAAAGUGCAGCAAUGGUACGAUUGCGAAGCGUGAGAUUGCGCAUCGCGCCCGGCGUAGUGUUGUCUAG
Plenodomus lingam JN3 is the source of this 1143-nucleotide messenger RNA. NCBI's taxonomy places the organism in Eukaryota, Fungi, Ascomycota, Dothideomycetes, Pleosporales, Leptosphaeriaceae. The record is from RefSeq and is a predicted model, not a curated record.